Molecule: messenger RNA, 1139 nt
Organism: Microdochium trichocladiopsis
Lineage: Eukaryota; Fungi; Ascomycota; Sordariomycetes; Xylariales; Microdochiaceae
Product: Brix domain-containing protein
Exons: 4
Coding region: 70-1008 (312 amino acids)
Biological process (GO): maturation of LSU-rRNA from tricistronic rRNA transcript (SSU-rRNA, 5.8S rRNA, LSU-rRNA); ribosomal large subunit assembly
Cellular component (GO): nucleolus
Molecular function (GO): rRNA binding
Source: RefSeq, a predicted model, not a curated record
AUCGCAACUCUGCCACACCUACCGUCUACACACAUUGACAACAACACGCGCAACGACGCUGCCCACACGAUGCUCCGACAGAUAAAACCCCGCAAUGCCCGCUCGAAGCGCGCCCUCGAGAAAAAGGCACCCAAGACCAUCGAGAACCCCAAGACUUGCCUCUUCCUCCGCGGGACAACCUGCUCGCAGCUCGUCCAAGAUGCAAUGACCGACCUGUUCUCCUUGAGGCAGCCUUUAGCCAAGAAAUUCACCAAGAAGAACGACAUCCAUCCAUUUGACAAUGCUGCAUCGCUCGAGUUCUUCUCCGAGAAGAACGAUACUUCUCUAUUCGUUUUUGGCUCAUCCUCCAAGAAGCGCCCACACACAUUGACCUUCGUCCGUAUGUUUGCGCACAAAGUCCUCGAUAUGCUCGAGCUCCACCUCGACCCCGAAAGUUACCGCGCCGUCUCACAAUUCAAGGGCCGCAAAUUUGCCAUCGGCCUUCGCCCCAUGAUCUCCUUUACUGGCACCGUCUUCGAGAGUCCGGUCGCCAACGAGUACACCAUGGCAAAGAGCAUGUUGAUCGACUUCUUCAAGGGGGAGGUUAGUGACAAGAUCGACGUGGAGGGCCUCCAGUACAUUGUGUCCAUCUCAGCAGAAGAGCCGAUUGGCAAUGACGACACCAAGCCGCAAAUUCACAUGCGCCUCUAUCUCAUCUCGACCAAGCGCAGCGGCCAGAAGAUGCCCCGCGUCGAGGUCGAAGAGAUGGGUCCGCGUAUGGACUUCCGUGUCGGCCGCUCGCAGCAGCCCGACGAGGCCGUGCUCAAGGAGGCUAUGAAGAAGCCCAAGACGAACGAGGAGAAGACAAAGAAGAACAUCUCGACCGACACGAUGGGAGACAAGCUCGGCAGGAUCCACCUUGGCAGGCAGGAUCUCAGCGAGUUGCAGACAAGGAAGAUGAAGGGUCUCAAGCGCUCGCGGGAUAUGGACGUCGAAGAGGCCGGCGAGUCAUCAAAGAAACAAAAGUAGAAUCAGCGAAACGAGUAUUCUGCAAGGCUGGGCGAGUUACACAUAUAGAGCUAGUCUGGGUCUGGCAUACGGCUUAGCAAUUAUCCUCUGCAUUGCUAUCCAGCCUGGCGUUUUGGCGUUUCUUGUCAAUC